Molecule: messenger RNA, 2939 nt
Organism: Haliotis rubra (blacklip abalone)
Lineage: Eukaryota; Metazoa; Mollusca; Gastropoda; Lepetellida; Haliotidae
Product: ATP-dependent RNA helicase DDX51-like
Cellular component (GO): nucleus
Molecular function (GO): nucleic acid binding; ATP binding
Source: RefSeq, a predicted model, not a curated record
CCACAAUUCGUCAUGCAAAAUGUCUGCGCCCAUGAGGGCAUGCGGAAUUUUUGGAAACACACGAAGUGCCGAGGACAACUAGCCACAUUACAACCUGGUUUUUUAGUUUUAAUUAAAUUUUUGUAUUCAGACAAGAAUCCACGCCAUGUCUCUCUUCGCUGUCAAUCGGUUUAUGGGAGAUGAAGAUGAUGAAGAAGAACGCCAGGAAACAGCAGGCAAGGCCCAGGACAUUCUAGCUCGACUCCAGGCUCAGGCCGAAGCAAGACGAAGGAGUAAAACCUUUCAGAAUGAAGAUGUUAGUGCUAAGGGAAAGCGGAAACACAGAGUCAGUGAAACACAAGUAGAAGACGAUGUGGUAAAGAAAAAGAAGAAGAAAAAGGACAAAGACAGGAAAAAUUCUGGGAGUGAUAUUGUGGAUGAAACAGACUCAGUUACAAAACAUAAAAAGAAAAAGAAGAAAGUUAAAGUGAAAGAAUUGUCAGAAGAGGAAGAUGGUAAUGAAGUUACGAAAACAAAGAAACACAAGAAGAAGAAAAGAUUGAGUAAGGAAGAGAAUGAUAGUGAUUCUGAUGUGUCAGCGAGUAAAGUAGAGACUGUAACAAAGAAGCACGAGACGAUGGACCAGGAUGAGGAUACAGAUGGAGAAGAGGAAGAGCAGGAGAAAAAGGAAGCUGAUCCUGUUACCAUGGUGCCAUUGGGGGAAGGAGGACAGGAAAUCGGAGGAUUCACUGUACUUGGAGAUUUCAAGAAGAAACAGAAAGAACAAGUACUGAGAGUAUUGCCUGACUGGCUCUCUAGUCCUGAUGUUAUCAGUGCAGACUUGCGACACAAGCGUCUUCCAAUCAACGAGAUGGUCGGCCUAGAUCCACACCUGGUUGAAAGGCUAGCUGAGAACAAGAUAUCGCAUUUCUUCCCAGUGCAGAUGCAAGUCAUUCCGCAAGUCCUCAAGGUCAUCAAACAUGGCUGGCUAGUAGGGUCAGGUGGAUACCGACCCAAUGAUAUUUGUGUGUCUGCACCAACAGGUAGUGGGAAGACGCUGGCCUUUGUACUCCCCAUUGUUCAGGCCCUGAAACCAAGAGUGGUGCGUAGAGUACGGGCUGUGGUGGUGCUUCCGGUCAAGGAUCUGGCUGUCCAAGUCUACAAGGUGUUCCAGUCCUAUGUCCAAGGCACAGAUCUCAAGGUGGGGCUUGCUGUUGGUCAGAAGACUCUCGUCAGUGAACAGCAGACUCUUGUCAUGAAGAAAUUGCGUGGUCACAUCAGCUUAGUGGAUAUCGUCGUGGCAACACCAGGACGACUUGUGGACCACAUCACAAACACUGAAGGCUUUGAUCUUUCUCAGCUGAGAUUUUUGGUGAUCGAUGAGGCUGAUCGAAUGAUGGAUGAAAUAAAGCAGGACUGGUUAAGUAUACUAGAGGGCACUGUCUACAACCAAGAUGGCCGCCAACAAGGGUCCAUCUCUAGGGAAGUCCCAGGACCACUGACAGUUGCAAAUUGUUCAAGACUGCAGAUUCCACUGCAGAAGUUGUUGUUUUCGGGCAACGCUGUCUCAGAACCCAGAGAAGCUGCAGCACUUAAAACUGUUCCAGCCUCGAUUGUUUACCUCUGUUGUCAAGGUAACAUUGAUGAGGAAAAGAGGAUUGGCCGAGCUCUCACAGGUGUUGAAGAACAGGACAGAGAUGAGAAAAAGACCUCAGACAUGGCAGACACUAGAGGAGAGUUUAUUGGGAAGUUCACCACACCCACGGGAUUGACAGAGUACUACCUGCGUGUAUCUGGGGCAGAGAAGCCUCUUGUCAUCCUCCACUUCUUGCACCAGCUGAAGUUCCGCCACGUGCUCUGUUUCACCAACUCACGUGAAGCCACACACAGGUUGUACCUGCUGGUGAAGGAGUUCGGUGGUGUGCGUGUACAAGAAUACUCCUCCAGCCUCUCAGCUAACAAGAGGAACAAGAUCAUCAAUGACUUCUCGGCCAACAAGGUGGACUUGCUGAUCUGCUCCGAUGCCAUGGCUCGGGGUAUGGAUGUUGAGAAUGUCAAGUACGUCAUCUCGUAUGACACAACCACGCACAUCAAGACAUACAUACAUCGCGUUGGUCGCACUGCUCGGGCCGGCAAAGUUGGAACAGCCAUGACCUUCCUGGAGAACAAGGAGGUGUAUCACUUCAAGAAGAUGGUGCAGGAAGCAGGGAAGACCAACGUCAAGGAAAUGGAGAUAGACAAGGUGGCAUUAUCACCCAUGGUGGAACAAUUCCAGGUGGCACUGAAGAAACUGCCACAACUUCUUAUGGAAGAGAAAAGGAAGAAGAAACAGAAGGGUUGAGUGAGAAGAGAUGUUAAUCAGUGGUGACAAGUUUCCAGUGCUACAGUCAUGAAAGUGUUCAUCACACUGAAGACCCGGGUUCUUUUUCCCCACAUGGGUACAAUGUGUGAAGCACAUUUCUGGUGUCCCCCUGCCAUGAUAUUGCUGGAAUAUUGCUAAAAGCAGCGUAAAACUCAACUCAUGACAGUCAUGACCAUACAAGGUACAACCACACGACCACAUGUGGAACACCCCAAACUCUACACAGAUGCAAGGGCAGAGAGUUUAGCAAUAGUAUGUACUAAAGGGAUUGUCUACACAAACAUCAGGACAAAAUCAUUUACAUGUACCUUAGAAUACUAUCAAUUAGCUUGUAUGCAUUUACCUUGUCUGAUUUAGAGUGAUUUGGGAGUAGUAGACUAGUAGGAGUACUAUUUCAGAAACAUGUCAAACAAAGCACACAACCACAAUCGUUUCAAGUCUUUAUGAUCAUACAAACAUUGGUUCAUCUCUGCAUUUCAUCUCAUCAUCUAUUGUUGCUUAUGCAAAGUACAAAAUUGUUUUCUACAUUUGAUGUAAAUAUCUUGUUUUGUUUGUACAUCAACAAUAUAUAUGUAAAUAAAAAUGGUAUGUCUUGUAA